Messenger RNA from Saccharomyces eubayanus, 1257 nucleotides. RefSeq names its product Hfl1p (gene HFL1). The transcript has a single exon. NCBI's taxonomy places the organism in Eukaryota, Fungi, Ascomycota, Saccharomycetes, Saccharomycetales, Saccharomycetaceae. Gene Ontology annotation, biological process: transport. Gene Ontology annotation, molecular function: transporter activity. The record is from RefSeq and is a predicted model, not a curated record. The coding region runs from base 1 to 1257 and encodes 418 amino acids.
AUGGAUAGUCAUCUGCUUCCCUGGUGGUGGUAUUGGCCAUGUGUGUACUCGUCUAUCCUAGCUACACUCAUAUCUCUCCAUACCAUAGUGAGACAUCUACUAAACUACCGUAAACCAUACGAACAACGGUUAUCAAUUCGAAUCUUACUUCUAGUACCCAUAUUUAGUUUGUCCUGCGCUAGCGGUAUAAUCAAACCAGACAUAGCUCAAUUCUACGUGGACCCUAUUAGAGAGUUUUAUGAAGCAUUUGUUAUUUAUACAUUCUUCACCUUUUUGACGUUGUUGUUAGGGGGUGAGAGAAACAUUAUAACGGUUUUGAGCUUAAACCAUGCCCCCACAAGACACCCGAUACCAUUGAUAGGUCGAAUCUGCAAACCAAUAGACUUAUCAGAUCCAUUUGACUUUCUAUUCGUCAAGAAGGGCAUACUACAGUAUGUUUGGUUCAAACCGUUUUAUUGCUUUGGCUCAUUGAUAUGUAGUGCAUGGGAACUACCCAAAUUUGAAAUUUUUUUAAACGUGUUCUACAAUAUUUCAGUGACUUGGUCACUCUACAGUUUAGCGUUGUUUUGGAAGUGCCUUUAUCCGGAGUUGGCUCCAUUCAAACCAUGGGUGAAGUUUUUAUGCGUUAAAUUGAUAAUUUUCGCCUCUUACUGGCAAAGCAUUAUAAUUCAGGUUCUUGUUGUUACCGGCAGAUUGGGUACUGGAAACCAAGAUCGGAUAUCUGGCUAUAUAUACAAAAAUGGGCUUCUGUGCAUUGAAAUGGUCCCAUUUGCCAUCUUGCAUGCAGUAGCUUUCCCCUGGACGAAAUACACUCCAAUUAACAUACCUUGUGGUGCUAGGAUGAAAUUCCUAUACGCACUAAGAGAUUGCCUUGGUUGUGGUGAUCUGAUAUGGGAUUUCAAGCAAACAUUGUUUGCUGGUCCUCUAUAUUAUAAUUAUAAGAAUUUUGAUCCUGAAGCCAUGGAUCUACUAAAUGGUAGACAGCAGUCAGAUGCGACUAUGGAAAGACAAAAACGUGGUUUGAGAUUUACCAAUAAUGGCCGAAACAGUUAUUGGGUUGAAUAUGGAAGCAUCCAAAACGAGACUGUUUCAAAAUCUAUGGACGAACCAUGGGAAGAUGAUAUUGCUGGCCAGAGAUCUUUCCCUGAUGAUCCAAACUACCCAGUCGUUCACGAUUAUACGAUGGGCCAUCGAUAUAGUAGAACAAUGAACGAUUUGAGAAGAGAUAUUGAAAGUAGAUCGUCAAUGGCUUGUUAA